Molecule: messenger RNA, 2096 nt
Organism: Symphalangus syndactylus (siamang)
Lineage: Eukaryota; Metazoa; Chordata; Mammalia; Primates; Hylobatidae
Product: thiosulfate sulfurtransferase/rhodanese-like domain-containing protein 3
Source: RefSeq, a predicted model, not a curated record
AUGCCCAGCCCAGCCUUGCGAGUUACAUUUAGAGAAGAUAUUCAGGAAAAACCCAAAAGAAUACUACAACAACAACAACAACAAAAAACCCAAAAAUACAGUUUGACGUCAAUAAAGGGAAACCGCCACAAUUUUUAUACUGCGAUUUCUAAAGAUGUCACUUAUAAGGAACUUAAAAACCUGUCGGAUUCUAAAAAAAUUUUUUUUUUUUUUGAGACGGAGUCUCGCUCUGUCGCCCAGGCUGGAGUGCAGUGGCGCAAUCUCGGCUCACUGCAAGCUCCGCCUCCCGGGUUCACGCCAUUCUCCUGCCUCAGCCUCUCCCUCAGCCUCCCAAAGUGCUGGGAUUACAAGCGUGAGCCACCGCGUCCAGCCUCUAAAAAUCUUAUGUUAAUUGAUGUUAGAGAGAUAUGGGAAAUUCUGGAGUAUCGAAAAAUUCCUGGGUCUAUCAAUAUACCAUUGGAUGAAGUAGGUGAAGCUCUACAGAUGAACCCAAGAGACUUCAAAGAGAAGUACAAUGAAGUUAAAGCAUCCAAAUCUGACAACUAGUGUUUUCUUAUUUAGCCGGAGUGAGAAGCAAGAAGACCCUGGACACAACAAUAUCUCUGGGCUUUCACAGGCUGAAAUGCAGUGGCAAGAUCACAGUGCAUUGCAACCUAUACCUCCUGGGCUGAAGCAAUCCUCCCACCUCAGCCUCCAGAGUAGCUGGGACUACAGGCAUGCACCACCACAUCUGGAUAGUUUUUUCACUUUCUGUCGGGACAGGGUCUCACUAUGUUGCCCAGGUUAGUCUCGAACUCCUAGCCUCAACUGAUCCUACUGCUUCUACCUCCCCAAGCACUGGAAUUACAGGCAUGAGACACCAUGCCUGGCCAGUAUAGUUUUUAAACAUACAAAAUAUUAUAUUAAUAUUUAGGCAUAUGGACAUAUAUAGUGUAAGUAUAAAUAAAUUAUAAAAAUAAUAUCCACUUCUGCAUGGUUUCCAAUGGGGGAAGGGAGAGGAACACAAUAGGCUUUAACAGUAUUGUUGACUAUUUUAUUUAAUAUGUUUGGUAGGUAAGCACUUAUUUUUACCUUUUGUAUGCAUGGGACAGGAACUGUUGUCCCCACUUGGCUACAAGACUAUAUACCUUUGGAUUCAUGGUACCCUUUUUUUUUUUUUAAGAAAAAAACUUGAUAAUGUAUUCUAUUUACGCAAAUAAACAAAGGGUUAAUAAAUUAGAAUAAUGUAUCUUCUAUAUUAGAUCAAACUUAGAAAGACAAUUUUAGUUGUCAUUCUGAUAUAAAGAUUUAACAAAUUUUAUGUGUGUGUAUAUAUAUAUAUACGGUUUUCUUUUUGGUUGUUUUUUUUUUUUUUUUUUUUGAGAUGGAGUCUCGCUCUGCUGACCAGGCUGGAGUGCAGUGGCACGAUCUUGGCUCACUGCAAGCUCCACCUCCCGGGUUCACGCCAUUCUCCUGCCUCAGCCUCCCGAGUAGCUGGGAUUACAGGCACCCGCGACCAUGCCUGGAUAAUUUUUUUUGUAUUUUUAGUAGAGACGGGGUUUUACCGUGUUAGCCAGGAUGUUCACAAUCUCCUGAUCUUGUGAUCUGCCCGCCUCAGCCUCCCAAAGUGCUGGGAUUACAGGCGUGAGCCACCGCACCCAGCCUUUUUUUUUUUUUUGAGACAGGGUCUUGCUCUUUCUCCCAGGGUGGAGUGCAGUGGUGUGAUCUCCACUCACUGCAACUUCUGCCCCUGGACAAAUUAUACUUUUUAAACUGCACUGACUUAUACAACAAUUUUUUUUUUCUUUUAGACAGGGUCUCACUCUGUCUCCUGGCUGGAGUGCAGUGGCAUGAUCACAGCUCACUGUAGCUUGACUUCCUGGGCAGCUCACAUGAUUCUCAUGCCUCAGUGUCCUGAGUAGCUAGGACAACAGGCACAUACCACCACAGCCAGCUAAUUUUUCUAUUUUUUGUAGAAGUGGGGUUUCACCAUGUUUCCCAGGCUGGUCUCAAACUCCUGGGUUCAAGCAAUCACCCUGCCUUGGUCUCCCAAAAUGUUGGGACUACAGGCGUGAGCCACAGCACCUGGCCUUAUGCCAACAAAACUCUUAUGAGUA